AUGUAUGGAGGGAAUCAAAGGUUUAAUAAUUACAUUAAAGAAAACAGAAUUGAUAUUGAUAAUAUUUUUGAUAAAUACACAAAUAAUAAAGUAAUGAGGUAUUCACAAGAUUUAAUGAAUAGAAUAAAAAAAGAGCAGGGGAUUAAAAUUGAUAGUGCCUGUAAUAAUAAAGAUUUAAAAACAACUAAUAUAUUUUCAGAAACAGUUAAAUCAACAUUUAGUGAGAGAGUAAAAGAAUUUCCCCAAAUGGCCACAGAAUGUAAAAAUAACUCAUCAACAUACAUAAAAGAUAAAGUUUCUUAUUUAAAAGAAAAAGUAACAAACUAUUCACCUGAGUUAGCACAAAUAGGAGCAACAACAUUCGUAAUGGCAGAUAAAUUAUCAAGUGUUUUAAUUGACACAACAAAGAAAAUUGGAAAUAAAACUAUAACCGUAACAAGUAAUAUUGGUAGUAAAAUUUAUGGAGAAGCUAAAGAAUAUUUAGAUAAAAUUAAAUCAGAUAAAACAGAAUCUUCACUUAAAUCAGCUAAUACAAUUAACUAUGUAUAUAAUCCUCGUUCUCCUUUAAAUGAAAAGAAACAAGAUUGGAGUUAA
This is a messenger RNA of Hepatospora eriocheir, 594 nucleotides long. Lineage: Eukaryota; Fungi; Microsporidia; Hepatosporidae. The record is from the annotation of a GenBank genome assembly.